AUGCCGCAUUCACGUCCAGAAUCUACAUCGGAGGGUGAUGGCAACAUGAGUUUCACGAAGGCAGGGAAGGCGGUUGAACACAUCGAUGUCAGCGAGUCACACAAGGUUGAAGGACCCGCGAUGCGCUCUCGUAUGGAUGACCUGUCCAUCUGGGAGUCGGUCAAGGUAUACAAGCUGGUGACGGCCGUAGCGAUGGCCGCAGCAUUCAGUGCCUCUCUAGACGGCUACCAAAUCAGUCUCAAUGCUGGUAUCGUGUCCAACAAGGGUUUCAUUCGACAGAUGGCAGGCCCCGGCACCAAAGUCAUCCCGGGCAAAUAUGUCUCAGCCUGGGGUGGGAUCCAAUCUGCCGGGCAAACCCUUGGUCAGAUGACUCUCCGGUUUGCAACGGAUGGAUUGGGCCGCAAGCCUGCACUUCUCAUUCUUUGGGUGUUCCUCAUGGCGAGCAUCUUUGCAGAGUCUUUUGCAACCCGCUGGGACCACUGGCUUGUGGCCAAGCUUUUUUCGGGAGCUGGAGUGGGCAUGUUGCAAGCUACCGUGCCUGUGUAUCUCUCUGAGAUUGCUCCAACGCAGCUGAGGGGCUUUCUCAUCAAUGCAUACAGCUUUUGGUUCAUCAUUGGGCAACUUCUCGGAUCGGUGGCACUCAACAGUCUCAACGCAGUUGAUCCUCAUGACUUCCGGACACCGAUCUACACUCAGUGGGCGAUGAUUGGUGGUAUGCUUUUGGUGUUUCUUCUAGUUCCGGAGUCCCCUUGGUGGCUUGCCGGUAGAGAAAAGCUUGACAAAGCAUCGAAAAUCUUGUCAAGAUUCAACGGCCAUAUCGAAGGCUAUGAUGUACAAGAGGUCAUAAGUGUUAUGACUGCGACCAUCGAGACGGAGCGUGUCAUCGCGAAACGAGAUUCCCAGCAAGGGCUCUGGUCCGUUUUCCAAGGGCGUAACCUCAUCCGAUUCUUCAUUGCGGCUUGGCCCAAGAUCACCCAGCAGUUUGUUGGUUUGAGCGUCUUCAACACAUUUUCCACGUAUUUCUUCCAAGCUGCCGGCAACAAAAAUCCUUUUCUUGUCACCGUCAUUCUAUGUUGCGCCCAGAUCCUGUCGAUGAUCUUCACGGCCACACUGACCGACAAAGUUGGUCGUCGACCACUCACGGUCUAUCCUUAUGCAGUAACAGUCGUAUCUGUACUUUGCCUAGGCAUCAUUGGAUGCUUUGACUACACCUCAAAAACACUAGGCUCUCUCCUGGUCUUCUUUGCGUGUCUGGCUACGUUCUCUACUACGGGGGCAUCCGCCAUCGGAUAUGCUUAUGCUGCGGAAAUCCCUCAACAACGACUACGUGCGCAGACAGCCGGCUGGGCAUUGGCCCUUUCCAACAUGAUCGCCACCAUGUUCAGCUUCUGCACACCUCUGAUGAUCAACGGUGACGCACACUGGGGCCCUAAAACCGGAUUCUUCUUCGCUGCAGCCGGCGCCAUUGCCGUCGUCGUCGCCUGGUUUAUGCUCCCAGAAGUGACUCGGCGUACACCUGCAGAAAUUGACGAGAUGUUUGAGGACAAGGUCAAUCCUCGUAAGUUUAGAAAGCAUGUGACAAAAGUACAGAUCAAUUCGGGACAACAGAACGACAAGGAGAAUUCCGUCUAUACAGCCUAG
Messenger RNA from Exophiala dermatitidis NIH/UT8656, 1641 nucleotides. RefSeq names its product MFS transporter, SP family, general alpha glucoside:H+ symporter. The record is from RefSeq and is a predicted model, not a curated record. Gene Ontology annotation, biological process: carbohydrate transport; transmembrane transport. The coding region runs from base 1 to 1641 and encodes 546 amino acids. The transcript has 11 exons. Gene Ontology annotation, molecular function: carbohydrate:proton symporter activity. Lineage: Eukaryota; Fungi; Ascomycota; Eurotiomycetes; Chaetothyriales; Herpotrichiellaceae. Gene Ontology annotation, cellular component: membrane.